UAGCUAGGAUACUAGCCGUCCUCUUCCCCACUCGCCAUUGGCAGACGCGUGAUGGGGGAAGUGCUGCUCCUCUCGAAGAAGUCACCCGCUCCGGCCAUAAACAUCAUUGAGAAGCGACGAAGAUAAAGAUUGGGUUCCCCUUUCUAAGCAUGGACUUUGACGAGGAGUCGUCGCCAGCAUUGGCGUUUGAGAAGGACGCCUUCGAGCUGACUGUGGAGGACGUGUACGACAUCUCGUACGUCGUCGGACGAGACUUGUUGAGGAUCAGCCGUACGGGCGAAGAAGUGUCUGACCUCCAGUUUCGCAUAGUUCGCGUGCUGGAGAUGUUCGAAACGAUGGUCAACAAGUACAACUUGUCCCUGGAAGAGCUGAAAAUUGAGAGGGACAACCUGAAGAGCGAAUUGGACCGCGUCGUCACGGAAAGCUCCACCGGCCAGGGCACGCAAGCGGUGGGACCCAAUCAAAUGGUGGUGGACCUGAGUGACCCCAACAGGCCUCGCUUCACCAUGCAGGAGCUGAAAGAGGUCCUACAGGAGCGCAACCAGCUGAAGGCCCAGCUCAUGGUGGCCCAAGAGGAGCUGCAGCUCUACAAGAGCGGGAUUCUGUCACAGGGCCAAGCGGCCAUGGUGGAAGUGGACUUGGACGGGUCGGUGCAGAACGGAGCGGCCGGGAUCAACGAUGCAAAAACGGAAAAGACCACCAUUGGAAAACUGUUUUCAUUUAGACGGAAGUAAGACGAGAAGACCUCAAAAAAUACCCUGGUGGGACUGGAUUGUUUGGAAGGUUUCUCGAACCACUUUUAUAUUUUUGUACUCACAGACUAUUUGUAAAGUUAACACACGCUUAAUUUUACAUGUGUAACAAAAGAUUUAUUAUUGUGAUGCUCUUCAAAUCAUUAGGUACACCUGCAUCCUAUACAUGAGCCUUCACAAGAGAGAUACAAAAAGUUAAAACACGAGCUCUUUAUGAUGGCAGGAAAGGCAACUCGACUCACUUAACCAACACUUUGGCAAAUUGUUAGCAAUACCUAAGAAAAAAAGAAAAAACUGUCAAACUGAACAUUGUGCCUUUUAGACAAACACACGGCUUUUUCUGCUAGCUUUGCGCUAUUGCUAACACACAAUAGGUAACACAUUAAUAAGCAAUUGAUAUGUAUUUAAACUUUCAACAUAACAGUACUCAAAUCAUAUAUUCUUUAUCCACUGAAAUGAGCAGACCCAAUCUUUCCUAUACUGCCCACAUACUGUUUAUGUAAUCACGGACGUCAGGUUCGUCAAAGACAAAAUUUGUUUUGAUGUUCACAGUAACAUGCGUUAGUCAUUGGCAACUAAAUUGUCUUGGAUGUUUACAAAAACAAACAUCAGGUUUAUUCGAGAAGACAAAUUCCUCAACGUUUAUGAAACCAUAUGUUCAUUGACGACAAAACAGUCUAGUUUAGGAAAACACACAUUUCAGUUAGAUUGCAUUUUUUGUUUGAUACUCCCAAAAAUUCACAGUUAAACCAAAUGUCAAAUUAUAAUGUUAAAAAAAACAUUUGGUCUCCAAACACACAUAGUAGGUUUAUUGUAAUAAUUUCAAUUUAACAAAAUGCGUUGAUUAUACUUAACGUCUUCAUCAACAAAAACGAAAGUAUCUGAGGUUUACAAAAACACAUCAAACUCAAACCACACUGGCCACAUCUUGUGAUGCACUUCCUUUGAGUACCUAAUGAAGCGUUCAGUCCAGUGCUUUUCACUUUAAUGAUAUUGUAACUGAAUUUCUUACAAAAUGACAUUUUAAUGCCCAGUAAUGUUUGUGAUGGCGGAAAAUUUGAUUCCUGCUCCGAGGAGCUACAAAGCAAAACAUUCAUCUCCUCAUGACACUUUGAACCAUUUAUUCCUUAAAUGCAUUUCUCAGCUCAUUGUGUCUUUUAUUGAGCACAGCUUAGCUCAUAAUUUAUACGGGUGGAAAAUAUCACAGCAGUAGACAAUAUGUAACAUUUGAUCCUUUACAGCAGAGAAAUGUAAAAAGCAUGAUUAAAAUUGUUU
This is a messenger RNA of Syngnathus acus (greater pipefish), 2027 nucleotides long. It is a transcript of the gene rilpl2, whose product is annotated as Rab interacting lysosomal protein-like 2. Gene Ontology annotation, molecular function: protein dimerization activity. NCBI's taxonomy places the organism in Eukaryota, Metazoa, Chordata, Actinopteri, Syngnathiformes, Syngnathidae. The record is from RefSeq and is a predicted model, not a curated record. The transcript has 4 exons. The coding region runs from base 150 to 734 and encodes 194 amino acids. Gene Ontology annotation, cellular component: cytoplasm; ciliary basal body. Gene Ontology annotation, biological process: cilium assembly.